Messenger RNA from Perkinsus marinus ATCC 50983, 645 nucleotides. RefSeq lists its product as hypothetical. The record is from RefSeq and is a predicted model, not a curated record. Bases 1 to 645 code for a protein of 214 amino acids. Gene Ontology annotation, molecular function: ATP binding; DNA binding. Gene Ontology annotation, cellular component: MCM complex; nucleus. The transcript has 6 exons. NCBI's taxonomy places the organism in Eukaryota, Perkinsozoa, Perkinsida, Perkinsidae. Gene Ontology annotation, biological process: DNA replication initiation.
AUGUCCAAUCGUGACCGUUUCUUCCCAACUCAUGAAGAGCCCGAAGAUGACGACGAUGUCGAUGCUGGAAGCGAAGCCAUGGAGGAUGAUAGAAUUAGUGAUGGUGUUGAAGAUGCUGUGGAGGAUGAAGAAGAAGGAGAGGGCGAGGAUUUGAUGGACAACAUGGAGGAGGAUUAUCGUCCUAUGCCUGAAUUGGAUCGAUAUGAUCCCAGAAUGCUGGAUGAGCAGGAGUAUGGUGAUGAUGCUGGUGCUAGGAGGCGGGCUGAGAGGGAAUUACGAGAGAGGGAUAGGGGACAGAGACGCAGGAUGCCUGGUGCGGUGUUUGGUGAAGACAGCUCUGACAGUGAGGAUGAUGAUGACCGUAUGGGGGCCUAUGAGAGGAAGAGGCGUCGAUUGGAGAGGUUAAGGAGGGCUGCACAGGCAGAGGACGAUGAUGCUGCUAUGGAUGAGGAGUUUGAUGCUGAUCUUAUCGAUCUUAAUAAUGAGGAAGUUGGACCGGAUACUGAUCUCUCUCCGGAUUCCCGUUUGAGCAAGAAGAUCAUUGCCAAUUUUAGCAAGUUCUUACAGACCUUCAUAGACCCAACGGAGGAUGCGAACGAACCCUACUAUUCUGAGAAGGCGAGACUGUGGAUUUUCGCAGGCUGA